This is a messenger RNA of Phasianus colchicus (ring-necked pheasant), 597 nucleotides long. The record is from RefSeq and is a predicted model, not a curated record. Lineage: Eukaryota; Metazoa; Chordata; Aves; Galliformes; Phasianidae.
AUGGGGCCGCCCCACACUCACCCUGUCCUGCCCGUUGGCUUUGGGGGACUCGGGGGGUCCCUCGGCCCCCCCCACAUCCUCAAAGCUGGCAGGGGGCGGCGGGGGGGGUGGGGGGGUGCAGGGCCCGUGCGUUUCCCCGUCGGCGCUCCCGCUUUGGCCUCCCGUGGCGGCGGCGGCGACGCCGGCGGUGGUGUUGGCGACGCCGGCGACGGCGGCGGUGGUGGCGGCGCUCCCGGCAGAACCGCCAUCCUCCUCUUCCUCAGCGGCGAGGAAGGAGAAUUUGGAGCGCUGUUCUUUGAGCAGCGCCUCGAUGCGGGAGUCCAGGCUGCUGUGCUGGGCGAAGGGGACGCUUUCGGGGGUGUUUUCGGGAGCGGGCGAACCCCCCCUCGGUGGCGGUGGUGGCGGCGGCGGUGGCGGCGGUGGCGGUUCGGUGACGACGGGCGGUUCGGCGGGCGGUUCGGCGCCGGGUUCCGCCGGCGCCAGCAGUUCGGUGGGAGGCAGAGCGUUGGCGGCGAAGGUUUCGGCGGCCGGCAGGAGGCGGAAAUCGGGGUCGGAGGGCGGAGGGGCGGCGUAAAAAGGGUCGGUGGGGGGUUGGGG